This is a messenger RNA of Homalodisca vitripennis (glassy-winged sharpshooter), 1963 nucleotides long. It is a transcript of the gene Tbh, whose product is annotated as dopamine beta-hydroxylase. Gene Ontology annotation, molecular function: copper ion binding; dopamine beta-monooxygenase activity. Gene Ontology annotation, biological process: octopamine biosynthetic process; norepinephrine biosynthetic process; dopamine catabolic process. Lineage: Eukaryota; Metazoa; Arthropoda; Insecta; Hemiptera; Cicadellidae. The record is from RefSeq and is a predicted model, not a curated record. The transcript has 10 exons. Gene Ontology annotation, cellular component: secretory granule membrane. The coding region runs from base 38 to 1765 and encodes 575 amino acids.
CCACAGAAUAUGCUAGGGACAGUCAGUUCUAUUCAAAAUGUUCAUUGGAACACUUCUCCUCUGCCUUCUUCUCUCUUCAGGUCAGUCCAAGACUCUGCCUCCUGGAACGUUUUUUCUGCCUCUGGAUGCCAGAGGUGCUCAUACCCUCUACUGGAGACUGGACUACGAUGAUCGGACCGUCUCCAUGGAGCUACACUCCCAAGUCCCUACAGGAUCUUGGUUGGCUCUUGGCUUCUCCGAUUACGGGGACAUUGCCAGCGCUGAUCUAUGCUUCUUUUGGACUGACUGGCGGGGGCACACUCAUCUGGAGGACACUUGGACAACAGAAGAUGGGAAGCUCUACCGUGACGCACAGCAAGAUUGUCACAACUGGGGCUGGCAGAGGGAGGGGGAUGUCAUCAAACUCGUGUUCUCCAAGAAAUUUGACACUUGCGAUGACUACGACUAUGUUAUUGAGGAAGGCACAACACAUGUGGUGUGGGCAACCGGUCCAGGUCCACUGUUCCAACUGAAGAGACUUGACAUGACCUUGACAGAUCACGGCUUCCAGCGGACCCAGCUACUGAAGAACCUGGCUUCGGUGGUCCAGAUGGCCUCGGACGUGUGGAGCCUCACCGUGACCGAGGACAACAACCAAGUGCCAGGUGGUGAUACUACUUACUGGUGCAAGGUGGUGAGGCUGGACGAACGUCUCUCCAGAAAGCACCACAUCGUCAAGUUUGAGCCAGUGAUCACACAAGGCAACGAGCCACUGGUUCACCACAUGGAAUUGUUCCACUGCGAGGGUCCUGCUGAUAAGGAGUUUCCGCUGUACCGGGGCCCUUGUGACAGCGAGGACAGACCAGAGGACAUCAAGGUCUGCAAGAAGGUGCUGGCUGCGUGGGCCAUGGGAGCUACACCCUUCUACUUUCCUCAGGAAGCUGGGCUACCUGUGGGGGGUGAGGGAUACAACCUGUACGCCAUGUUGGAGGUGCAUUACAAUAAUCCUGAGCUCAGAGAAGACUGGAUCGACAGCUCUGGGCUGCGAGUGUACGUGAGCCCAACCCUCCGCCAACACGAUGCUGGAGUUAUAGAGUUGGGCUUGGAGUAUAUAGACAAGAUGGCGAUACCUCCAGGACAGCCUCAUUUCCCACUCAGUGGCUAUUGCAUCUCAGAGUGCACGGGGGUGAGUAUUCCUCCAGAGGGUAUCACAGUGUUUGGGUCCCAGCUGCACACGCACCUGACUGGCAUUCGGGUGAUGACUCGGCACAUUCGGGAUGGUCGGGAGCUUCCAGAACUUAACCGGGAUAACCACUAUAGCACUCACUUUCAAGAGAUUCGACUGCUGAAGCGAGCUGUCAAAGUUCUUCCUGGUGAUGCUCUGAUUACGACUUGCUUGUACAACACAACCGGUCGCCCCAACAUAACGCUGGGAGGGUUUGCCAUCACUGAUGAGAUGUGUGUCAACUACAUCUACUACUACCCCAAGACUUCUCUGGAGGUGUGUAAGAGUGCCAUCAGUGACCAGAGUCUGCAAACAUACUUUCGACAAGUCCAUGAAUGGGAGAGGCAACCAACAUCGCCUCAUAUGGGGAUCUCAGACAACUACAGAGCUAUAGACUGGAACCCUGUGAGAGCUAGUGUUCUGCAUGAGUUGUAUCUGCAGUCCCCCAUCUACAUGCAGUGUAACCAGAGCAGUGGAGAGAGGUUCCCUGGGGACUGGACGAGUGUUCCGGUCACGCCAGUCCUGUACCCGCUUCCUCCCUCCCCCCGGAUAUGUGACUAACAGCACAAGACCUAAUAGGACAUAUGCAUGUUGAAAUGAAGGAUACUCAUCAUUCCAAAAGAGAGCAAUUCAUAUCCUGCUUUUAAGUUUAACUAAUAGUAAGAAAACAAUAUUACCAUAAGUUUCUGUUUAUUGAAAAUGAACUGAAAUUGAGCAUGAAAUGAUCAUGAUAAAAAUAAAGGCAAUGAUAAUAACAAA